Carassius auratus (goldfish) is the source of this 1515-nucleotide messenger RNA. RefSeq names its product CD276 antigen-like. Gene Ontology annotation, molecular function: signaling receptor binding. NCBI's taxonomy places the organism in Eukaryota, Metazoa, Chordata, Actinopteri, Cypriniformes, Cyprinidae. The record is from RefSeq and is a predicted model, not a curated record. Bases 141 to 935 code for a protein of 264 amino acids. The transcript is spliced from 5 exons. Gene Ontology annotation, cellular component: external side of plasma membrane. Gene Ontology annotation, biological process: T cell receptor signaling pathway; regulation of cytokine production.
GAAUGUCACGCCCAGGUGAUUUCUUUCUUUAUGAGUUGUUUUUACUUUCACUUAGCUUUCACAACAGUCUUUAAACGACCUUUAACAAACGUACGUGAAGUAAUUAUUUCAUUCUCCAUAUACACAGCUCUGUGUUAGAUAUGAAGACACUCCUAUUUUGCAUUUUAGCCAAAAGUGCAGCAUCUUUUAUGGUAGGCACACCAAAUGAUCACUUGAUUGCAGUCAAGGGUCAUCCAGCUGUACUAGGCUGUCAUUUUACACCACACCCUGACCUCUCCAGCCUGACUAUAGUGUGGCAGCGCCAGGAGGACUCACAAGUCGUGCACAGAUUCUAUUAUGAACAGAACCAGCUAGACCAUCAAAGUCCAGAAUACCACAACCGGACCUCAUUGUAUAUUUCAGAGCUUGGUAAAGGGAAUGCCUCUCUCAGGAUAGAUGGAGUUGGACUGAAGGAUGUGGGUUGGUACUUGUGUAAAGUGAAAAACAUCAAUGGGGCAGAAAAAGCCAAAAUAAAACUUGACUAUGGAGCCUUUUACUCUGAACCAAGGUUGAGCAUUCAUGUGAACUCCACCACAAUAACAGUGCAGUUUGAGACCGAGGGAUUCCCUAAACCUGAGGUGAUUUGGCUGGAUGAAUAUGGUCAGGGUCUCAUUCAUCACCUGGAGCUCCAUGACCAGACAGAAGAUGGACUUUAUUUAGUUAGGAGCAGAUAUGAGGUCCAGAAGCCAGCAGUUGAUGUCACAUUUACACUAAAGAACCACCUCCUGAACCAGAAACUUGAGAGACCUGUGAUAUAUGUUCUAGGAGAUGCUGGAGACGGAAACAUUGCACUCAUAUUUCUCUCAAUUCUCUGCAUCAUUUUGAUUGGGAUUCUUGCUCACAUGAUGAUAGGAGCAAAAGCAGAUUUAUUAGCUAAAUGCCAGAAGCAUUUCUAAACCAGAUAGAUUCUAACCUAUAUAAAUCAAUAUUAGGGUAUUUGAGCUGCAGUGGGCUGUGAGUAUCAGGGUGGAUAUAGUAUAAAUCUUUCAAAAGUAUGCUUAUCUUUAUUGUAUUUUUGCCACGGCAUGCUGUUUUGUAAUGAACCCUAACUGUGUACUUAUUUCUCCUUUUCACGUUUACAUACAAAUGUCACAGCAUCUCUGGUGUUUAAUUUUAUUUAUUUAUUUAUACAUUAUUUUAUUUUAACAUUUCAGUCUAUUUAUAAAACAUUUAGCUCUUUAGAACACCAAAGUAAUUGCAGCUGACAAAAUGUUUUUAUUUAUUUUAGUUCUAUAGAAUUGGGAUAUUCAGUGAUGUUAAAGUGAAACUGGACAUGAUUUUGUUCUAUUUUAAGUAGAAGGUCAUCUAAGUAAAUAAAUGAUGACAGACUGUGUUUGAAGCUAAUUAUUCUGUUUGAUAGAGAUACUAACCCACUAUAAAAUCUAACACUUGCUAUAUAUUCUGUAUACAUUUUUAAUUAAGUUAUUUAUGAACUUAUAACACAUUGAUUCAAUAAAACAUAUUAGUUAUCUGGGA